AUGGCAGUCAAUGUCAAUCAAGUAGGCUACGAGCGUCGACUUGCCGUAGUAAAGGACAUACUCAAAAGCCGUGGCCUCCAAGUGUCCAAGAUCUCGGACGUGGCAUACGAUGAAGCUUACACAUAUGCCUUCAACAAUUUCUUCUUCAAGGUGGAGCUAGCUACUCCAGCCUCAUCCUCCAUCUUCACAGGCAAGCAACACGGGACAACUGCAGCUCCCUCUGACGGUGUAUCCGUCCUGGUGCUUAAACUCAGCAAUCCCACAGCAGGGGGUGUAAACAACACCAACCGUGUAGAGAAUGACGUCGCGGUGCAGCAUCUGGUCCGUCAGUCCAUGGCGGAAGCCGGAGUCGAGGCUCUCGUCCCGGUUGUCUACGCCUGGACACCAACGACAGAUGCUAAGGCAGAAGAGGGCUUUGGAUGGAUUAUGUCGGAGCUGAAGCACGGUGUGGACUUGAACACGGUGUUCCCAUCUCUCCCGCUCGAGGACAAAGUCCCUAUUCUGGAGCAGUUCGCUACUGUCUUGAAGACAAUACAAACAGCAAGGAUACCAGACAGUGCUAAAAUGUAUGGUGGGCUCACGUUUGACUCGAGUGGCAUGAUUGUCAGUGGCCAAUCGUCCGUCUACAAGAGCGACCCCGUGGCUACAUAUGCUGAAUUCAGGCUCAGCAAGCUGCGUAAGCAACUUGAACUGGCCGCCCAAAGCCCUGUUAUCCAGGGCUGGAAGAGCAAUGGCAUAGCCGGGAGGAUUGAAAAGUUUAUUGCUAGUGGUGGACCUGAGAAACUCCUUGCUGGUGCCGACUUGGGCAGGAUGAGUAUAAUCCACGGUGACCUCACAACGCACAACAUGCUAUUCGAUACAGGUACCAAGAGAAUCACUGCAGUGCUAGACUUUGACUUUUCUUUCAUCUCCCACACCCUCGACGAAUUUAUCAGUGGCUCUAGUCUCGGCGACCUCGGCGGCAUGGUUGACUUCAACAACAAACCCCUCAAGGAUGCUAUCCUCAGUGGAAACUUUUCCACAUUCCCAGAAAACUUGGACAAAGAGUCUACCCAGAGGUGGCAGGGGGCCAAGGCGUGGAACGCGGCAAUGAAAACCGUCGGCGUAGUCUCCCCGAGUGAUAUGCGGGGCGUGCAAAAGAUAUGCGACCUUAUAGAGCUGCAGAUUCUCAUAUGUCCCUUCGACCUAGGCAAUCAGCUCAUGAUUGACCAAAUGGAUGAUGGGAAAAAGGCCGCACGGCGAGAAAAGACGGAGGCGGAUCUUGUGCAGUGGUUGGAUGAGCAUGGGUUCUAG
Messenger RNA from Pochonia chlamydosporia 170, 1293 nucleotides. RefSeq names its product protein kinase-like domain. Lineage: Eukaryota; Fungi; Ascomycota; Sordariomycetes; Hypocreales; Clavicipitaceae. Gene Ontology annotation, biological process: protein phosphorylation. The record is from RefSeq and is a predicted model, not a curated record. The transcript has 3 exons. The coding region runs from base 1 to 1293 and encodes 430 amino acids. Gene Ontology annotation, molecular function: protein kinase activity.